Molecule: messenger RNA, 794 nt
Organism: Prorocentrum cordatum
Lineage: Eukaryota; Dinophyceae; Prorocentrales; Prorocentraceae
Source: the annotation of a GenBank genome assembly
CCCUGGACGGGCUUUCUUUCGUCCCUGGUCUUGGCCGCCUGCGUCCCCUUCUCUUUUGGCCCAGUGUAUUGAAUGUUCGGGAUGCUAGAGUUGGCGUUUCGAGGGUAAGAGGCGCCGGCUUCGGCCAGACUCAGGCGCCCUGGAGAGGUGGGGCAGGAAGUGCCCGCGGUUGCCCGCUAUGCCCGCCCCUCGGACCACCCCAGACAUCUAGGAUUUGUUCCCGCGCGCAGAUGUGUUGCCUCCUUACGUACUCACAUUUGCGGAAUUAUGCUGCGGAGUAUCCCCGUAGGACAUUGUGGUGGACCCGUCCAUUCAAAAGGGCAUGCCUCAUUCCUUCUUCAAUGGCAAGACGGGCAUCGUCUUUAACGUCAACCGCAACGCCCUCGGUGUGGAGAUGACGAAGAUCGUGGGCAACAGGCAGCUGAAGAAGCGCAUCCACGUGCGGGCGGAGCACUGCAAGAAGUCCCGGUGCAACGAGGCGUUCCUCCAGCGCGUCAAGGUCAACGACCAGAAGAAGCGGGACGCGAAGAUGCUCGGCAAGAGCCUGAAGCUCAAGAGGGAGCCCGAGGGACCCAAGGAGAUGAAGAUCGUCAAGGCCAAGCCCGAGGACGUCGUGGUGCUCGCGCCGGUGCCCUUCGUGGAGAACUACUUCUGAGGAACGUUCCCGACGCGCGUGCGGCCGCCAGGGCCCCGACCUGGCCUGCGUCCUGAGCGCGGGCGCGGUGUUCGCGGCGGUGUCCCCACUGAGCCUCCUCGUCUUGCUCGUCCUCCUCCUCCCUCCCUCUCCUCCUCCC